CAAUAAUAAUUUGCCUAUUUGGCAAUAAACUGAAGUUGUAAAGGGGAGAGACGACUCAGAGCAGAGUCCGAGAGUCGCUUCUUCUCCGGAGAAACAGAUUUGCAGAUCGUGUGUUUCCAUUUGAGAGAAGAGUCUUGACGACUUAAGGUGUGUCAUGGCUACGGACAACACCCCGCCGCCGCCGGAGAGGAAUGAAAAUUCAAAGAAGGAGGAGAAGAAAGCAGAAGAUGAACUAGGAGAGUCAAUCCGGACGAUCCUUAAAAUCGUGGAAACUUUGCAUAGUCGUUUUCCAACUCCACCAGCGGAGAAAAGGAUGAAUAGGUCCAACACUGCCCCUGUCAACCCUAGUGCUGCUAGCCAGGCCUCGGGUCUGGAAUCAUCAAAAAGUUUGAAAACUAGUUUAAACCAGGGAGAAUCCGAGACUGCGAUUCCUAAGCUGAAACGUAAUCUCCGUCUCCUAAAGGAUGACGUGCGUAAGCUACAAGAACUCAACGAAGAGGUUGCAGUCGAGGUGAGCAAACAGAUUGGUCCACUUGACAACCUGCUCAAACAAGUGGAAAAGAUAAAUUCCACUAAUAAGAAGUUGACUGAAGGAAACAAGAAUGAUUUGGAGAAAGUCAACAAGAAGAUCUUUAACUUGAUGUGUCAAGUACCCUUGUUGCCCAACAAGAGUAAGAAAAACAAAGGAACGGAUUCAGAUGAUGGCAAUGGGAAUAAUCACGGGAAACCCAUUGUUUGCUUGCCAGGCAUCCAUGCAAAUGAAGAAGAUCUCAAAAGCCUUGCGGUUUUUAGAGAUGUGCAAGCCAAAUUUGAGCAACUUGAUAAUGAAAAGAGGAUCUACCUGCUGAGCUUUGCUGUGUUCCCCGAGAAUCAAGAGGUGAACCGAACGAUGCUCAUGUAUUGGUGGAUCGGGGAGGGCAUUCUGAAUUAUAAAGUCACACCACCCAAAAAGGGUAGCGUUCUGGCUGAUGAAGACAGACCCGAAAAUGUUGUGAAGAAGGUUCUUGAGGAAUUUGUGGAAAAGAAGUUGAUUGAACCUGUUAUAAACAAACGAAAAGUGGAGCCAAGCAGCUAUAAGAUGACCCCUUUUGUGCAUGCUUCACUGGUUCGAAUCUCAAUGGAGAUGAAACUUUUUAAUAUGUAUCACAAAGGGGAGAAGCCAACCAUGAACACAUCAGGACUGAACAAGGUCUGCCUUGUGGAAGCUUCAUCAAGUCAACCUGAAGCAAAAGCUAACAAAAUGAAAGACGCAGAAUUGAUUGAAACCAUCUUCAAUGUUUCUGAGAGGUUUCCAGACUUCACAUUCAAGUGGUUCUCUGAGGACCAAUCAUCAGCGAAGAAGAAGUUUGGUCCUUUAUCAAAAGUUACGUAUAAGACGCUCAAGGUGUUCUAUUUGGGAAGGUGGGAGAGAACCGCCAACCGCCACAUCGAGGUAGAGAAUCCCGAGCUUAUGAAAUACUUGAAGCAUAUGACUAGACUCAGGCUUCUGAGUUUUCAAGGGAUCUCAAGAAUUGAAAGACUUGACGAUGCUGUCUGUAAGCUUCGUGAUCUGAUUAUCUUGGACCUCAGGGCUUGCUACAAUCUUGAGAAACUUCCAGACAAGAUAGAUUCACUCAAGGCGCUUACCUACUUGGACAUUACAGAUUGCUACAUGAUAGAUCGCAUGCCCAAGAGGCUGUCGUGGCUUGAUAACUUGGAGGUUCUCAAGGGGUUUGUGGUCAGUGAUGCUACUGAUGAUGAGACGGUCUGCACGCUGGAUGAGCUGGAGCACUUGAAGAAUCUGAGAAAGCUAAGUAUUUCAAUAAACAAAGAUGUCACUGUAGCAAAACUCUUCGGGGAUAUUCAAAAUUUCAACAGUCUGGAAAAGUUGAAAGUGGCGUGGGGAGGUAUUAAUGACCACAAGGAAGAGGAAACUCAUAGCGCAGUAAAAAAAUUCUUUAGACAGGUAACAUUCCAAGAGCCGCCACCUACUAAGAAGGUUACAAAGAAGGAUACAGAGAAGGUUCCAGACCGCCUUCCCCUGAAGUUGAAGAAACUGGACCUGCAGUGUUUUCCAAAUCCGAAUCUUCCAACAUGGAUUCAACCCAAUAAGCUUGGUGAUCUGGAAAAACUCUACAUCAAAGGAGGAACCAAACUUACUGGUUUUGGAACGUCACCACCAGAGGAGGGCCAGGAGGCAACGUGCAACGUCAAGAUUUUACGCCUGAAAUUUCUUCCCAGGCUCAAAGUGGAGUGGAGAGACCUACAGCGGUACUUUCCAAAGCUGGAAUUCUUGGACAAGUAUCAGUGUCCUCAAGUUAGUUUCUGCCCCACCGAUGGCAUCGGAAUCUGGAGCAAGAAAAAAUAAGUCUAAGCAACUCUGAACUGAGAGUUCCUCAGCUUUCCCAAGUUUUCUUCCGCUGUGUCAUUCCUCUUUCUUGUUUUUGUUGUUAUUUUUGUUGUUGAGUGUUUGCUUCCUCAUUUCCCAUUGAUGUCUUGCUGGUAUGCUUUCAAGUGUUGUUGUUUGUGAACAUUUGAAUAAAGGAGUCCUGAGUGUUUGCUUUGCUUAUC
This is a messenger RNA of Capsella rubella, 2550 nucleotides long. RefSeq names its product disease resistance RPP13-like protein 4. The record is from RefSeq and is a predicted model, not a curated record. The transcript is spliced from 2 exons. The coding region runs from base 155 to 2347 and encodes 730 amino acids. Lineage: Eukaryota; Viridiplantae; Streptophyta; Magnoliopsida; Brassicales; Brassicaceae.